Molecule: messenger RNA, 843 nt
Organism: Penicillium malachiteum
Lineage: Eukaryota; Fungi; Ascomycota; Eurotiomycetes; Eurotiales; Aspergillaceae
Exons: 2
Coding region: 1-843 (280 amino acids)
Source: RefSeq, a predicted model, not a curated record
AUGGCUGACCCUUUGAGCAUGGCAGCAAGUAUUGUGGGGGUUGUUGGACCUGCUCUACAUAGUAUUCGCCUUCUUGCGAGAGACCUGGAGCAAAUUAAGGAUGCCCCAAAGAGCAUUGCAGCACUAAGAGAGCGCAUAAACUCAGUAGCACGAGCUCUUGUCACUCUUGAGAAAAUUGAUGAUCAAGAGUGGGAAGCUCUGGGAGUUUCGGAUGAUGCGAAAUCGACCAUCGAGAAGUGCGGCGACUCAUGCAAAGCAUUCAGUGAAGAAAUCAAACGCUGGACCCGCCACUCUCAAGGCAAUUCUCUCACCCUGUUAGACCGAUCUAAGAUUGGGUUCUGGAAACAACACCAGAUCACAUCUAUGGAGAAAGAGCUUCAGUAUUGCCAAAGCACUAUCACCCAGGUUGUCAGUAUAGCAACACUCUCUCUCCGGAAUAACGGUCUGUCUCAACCUAUCAGAGACGAGAAAGAGCGUCAAGUAACAUCAUCCAUCCAAGUAACAACUGCGGAAGUGGCAGAGCUUGCGGUCCGAAAAAAGGAAAUUCGGAUGAGAGGAGCUGCCGUUGACGAUGAUGACAAGGAUGAGCUCGCUGAGUAUGAGUUCGCAUCUUCGCAGGUCUCCCAGGAGCAAAAGUCAUUGGCAAAGUCACAAAAACUGCUUGAAGUAUUAUUGGCAAAGAUACAGGAGCCCAACAUAUCACAGCUUGCCACUAAGAUGCAUCAAGAUCAGUCAGUUCACGUGACCUUUGGAGGAAAUAACCAUGGUAUACAGAUGGGAGUAAACAAUGCUCCCAUGAACAAUCUCACUUUUGGGGCGGGUGCAAACCAUUACUACCAUUGA